Molecule: messenger RNA, 2119 nt
Organism: Brassica rapa (field mustard)
Lineage: Eukaryota; Viridiplantae; Streptophyta; Magnoliopsida; Brassicales; Brassicaceae
Product: OTU domain-containing protein 5
Biological process (GO): protein deubiquitination
Molecular function (GO): K63-linked deubiquitinase activity; protein binding; cysteine-type deubiquitinase activity
Source: RefSeq, a predicted model, not a curated record
CGUUGGAGAGAAACAUCCAUAGAUGAUGUGGACACGUGUGGACGCAGUAGAGAAGUCGCGUAGCUGAGUCCACGUCAGCACUCCGGCCGUCUCUCCCAACCCGAUCACCACGGUUAACAAAAAAAAAAAAAAAACACUUAUCAUUCUCAACAAGAGAAUAAUAAUAUAAAUAGACACCUUCUUCUCGCGAAACCCUAAUCUUCGAUUUCCGCUGCGUUCUUCCGAAUCUCCGUCGGAUCUCAAAUUCGUGUUCUCAGCUGCUGAAAUCUCCGUGAGAUUGUGUAAAGAUUGGGGAAAAUUGAUAUUGAUAGAUGAAUGGUAGGGGAAUGCAGAGAAGGUUUUGCUGCGAGGUGGACAACGGCUGGAAGGAGUCGUCCCUCUCUCAAGGGAUUGUCAUCGUCGGCCCUAAAGCAAGAACCAGGGACAAACCCCGGGAUCAUCAUCAUCAUCAUCAUCAUCAUCUCUAGAUCUUUCAUCAUGGCUCGGAUCUUGAUUCAACGAGGAAGUUCUUCCAAUCCAAGCCACCGCUCCUCUUCUGCUUCCUCCUCUUCUUCCUCUGCCUCAGCCUCAGCAACAGAACCACCACCAGUGACUGUUUAUGAAGAAACUACGGAUGAGGUUACUGUACUUGAAGAACAAGGAGAGUGUUCUGAUGCUAAGGAUGUUUCACCACUCCCCAGUGAUGAACCUUUGGAUAGAGAAGAAGAAGAAGAAGAUGAUGAAGGUUUGGUUGUUUCGGAGAACGCUGUUGUUGUUGUUGAAGGUGAAGGUGUAGAUUGUGAUUCUCCGGUUAGUGGUGGCGAUGACCCUGAUUCACCACCCUUACCUGUUCCUCCUCCACCGAAGCCUUGUUCUAAUAGGAGAUCGGUCUUGGGGAGUUUUGGUGAUUUACAAAUUGGAGCAGCGAGAAGAGGGGCUGGAUCACAUCCUUCUUCUCCAAGAUCACAGAGUGAGAACGAAGGCUAUAACAGUUCUGAUGAGCAUACGCCAUCUUUUACUCCCUCUCAUGCAGGCUCUGGCUCGGAACGAGAACAUCAGUUUGAAAGCGAGAUUAGACAAUCGAAAGGCUUUGAAAUUAGGCGUAUGCUGGAAGAUGGGAACUGUCUCUUUCGGGCUGUUGCAGAUCAAGUAUACGGGGACUCAGAGUCAUACGACUUAACUAGACAAAUGUGCAUGGAUUACAUGGAACACGAGAGGGAUCACUUUUCUCAGUUCAUAACUGAAGGCUUUACCUCUUACUUGAAGAGGAAAAGAAGAGACAAGGUCUAUGGAAACAACGUGGAGAUCCAAGCUUUGGCAGAAAUGUAUAAUAGGCCUAUCCACAUUUACUCAUAUAGCACAGAGCCUAUCAACAUAUUUCAAGGGAGCUACAACACGGAUACACCUCCUAUAAGGCUGAGUUACCACCAUGGGAAUCAUUACAAUUCGUUGGUUGAUCCACAUCGGUUGACAGUUGGUGCAGGACUUGGAUUUAGUAGCCUGACUGGGAGACAAGUGGACGGGGAGCAGGUGAAAGCUGCUAUAAAGGCUCAGCAAGAACAUCAGAUUGAUAAUGCGCUCAUAGCAGAAGGGAGAUAUUACUCUGACCUUGAGCUUACUGAGAAGGAAAUAGAACGAUCUGUAAUGGAAGCAUCUCGUGCUGAGUAUCUUAUGGAACGGUCUAAACCACGAAUUGGUCCCAAGGAAUCAUCCACCUCUAAUGCUGGGACGUCGUCCUCUUCUGGAGCUAGACCUUCGGGCAGUGAUAGGAAACCAAUCGAGAAGACGGUGCUGAGCAGCAGCAUUGAGAUGGUUUUGUCGAUGGGGUUUAGCUACACGCAGGCCAUUGAAGCUUAUAGCAUUUUUGGGGACGACGUUGACUCUAUGGUCUGCUAUGUACUGGAGACGAGCUGUGGCAGCAAAAACCGACGCAAAGGCAAAGCCACAGAAUAGAGAAUGUAACAUGAGUUGUUCCUGUAUUGAUAUAUAGAACCUACCGAGGAAGUACCAACGUGUGGGAGAUUUAAAGUACACCCUUAAAUCAGAAUAAUGAAUAAACUUCCUGCAUAUUGGCAUAUAUGUACGUGUCUUCUGUACUCUUAGUCCUAUUAGUUGAAUAAGAGAAAACAUUCUGAAAAAA